AUGGCCGCAGCCAAAAGUGCCGCUCCCGCCAUUGAGGAGCCGGCAGCAGCUGCACAGCUCACCGCGUGUUCUCGUGCACUGGGUGCUUGCUUGGCCGAGUUGAAGAGCGGCGUCACGGAGGCCAACGACGCUUGCCAAGACUUGGAAAUCGAGUCAGCUGCCUUUGCUGUCAGCCAGCUGAGCGAGUACUUGACCAGUGUUGUGGAUCGUUCCAAGACAGGGCGCCUGCGCGUGUCGGGUUCGAACAACAACAACAAGCAUGGGGCGCUCGUCAACGACGCUGCCAAGCAGCUCCAGGCCUCCAUGAGUCAGCUUUUCACCGGCAUUGACCAGCAGGACGAGAGCUACGCCAGCGCAUGCUCGCGCUCCGUGGCCACCGCGGCCCGCGGCUUUGCAGAGCACGUCACGCGCUAUGCCUCAACCUUGGAAUCGCCCGCUGAUCAGCAAGCGGUGCUCAGUGCUGCGGAGCGCGCUGUCACGGAGCUUGCCUCGGGUCUGGCUGUCGUGCGUACCGCAGUUGGCGGAGAUCAACCAGCACGUACUACGCUAGAGACACAGGACAAAGCUUUCAGCGCUCGCCUAGGCGAUGUCACGGCCUACUUGCCCGGCCAGCUCGAUAUUCGGCGUGCCAUGAGCUCCGUGCAAGGGGCCAAGGUUAAACUUGAGUCUAAGGCGCCUGCAUCCGCCAAGCCUGACGUUAAAAAGUACACCGCAAUGCAACACGAGCUUACAGUGGCAGCCGAGGUGUUCAACCAAGCUGCGGCCAAGAUGGCUCGGGCACCACGCGAGGGCAGCAAGAUGGCUCUGGCUCCGGCCAGCCAGGAGCUGGCUACAGCACACGAGCGUGUGGUGCAGGUGGGCAUGUCCAUGAUGGAGAGUUGUGCUCGCCCUGAAGAUCGCUCUGAGCUGAUGAAGAAGCUAAUGGCCAUGAGCAACACGACCUCUGGCCUUCUAUCUCAAGUGGGCGCCGCCAUGGCUAACAAGGAUGGCCAACAGGCGCAAUUGGGUUCGGCUAUGCGUAAUCUGACGACCUGCCUGAACGGUUUGCUGGAGACUUGCUCCAGUGCAGCUCCGGGUCAACAGGAGUGUGACACGGCUGAGCGCUCGCUGCAGGCCGUUCUCACAGGCACGGAGGAGGCCCUGGCUCCAGUGAGCUCACUCAACUACUUCCAGUGCUUUGACGAGAUUAUGGAUGCCUCCAAGGAGCUGGGUUCCUCACUUGCGGCGCUGGCUGCUGGCGCUCGGGAGCAGGACAUGGCUAAGUUUGGUGAUGCCUUGGAUGCUAUGACUGGUUCCACGAGCCAACUGGUCCGAGCCAGCACGCAGGCAGCUUACUUGAUGGCCGUCUCUGAUCCUACUUCGACCACCGGGGAGCAGGGCCUUCUUGACCCCUUGGCCGUUGCUCAAGCAGCGCAGGCCAUCGAUGAGGCCGCAGUCCUGCUCAUGAGUUCCUCGUCCACAAAGCCGAUUGCAAGUAUCGCGCGGACUGUCGCCGCAAGCACGACCACGCUCAGCAAUUUAUGCAAGCUCGGAGCAACUCGAGCGAGCAAUAAGACGCUGCGUACGCAGCUGGUAGAUGCUGCACGAACCGUGGCCCAGACCACCUCUGCCCUUGUUCAGCACAUCAAGCGAUAUGCCGCCGAUCCAUCCGAUGCUCACAAAAUGGCAGCUCAGGAGGCGUUUGCCUCGCUACAAGACUGUGCGCGACACCUUGUAACUCUGUCGGAGAUGCCCGAGUACGCGUCUGCGGCGCCGCAAAUCAGUGAAGGGGCUAAGCGCCGUCAGCAGCCGUACCUGGAGAGUGGUCGAGCCAUUGCUGAAGCAGCCAUAGCCGUGGUACGAACAGCUCGCAAUCUGGCCGCCAAUGCCAAGAAUACGGAGCAGUGGCAGCAGCUUGCGGCCAACAGCAAGGCGGUGUCCGAGGCCAUCAAGCGCCAGGCUGCUGUGAUCAAGGCCCAUUCGCCUGGGCAGCUGGAGUGUGACAACGCCACAUACUUUUUGAACGAGGUCACGCACGACUUGAACGAGGCCGAGUAUGCAGCUCAGCAGCAGGGCCUUGCGCCAAUCGCCGAAAAUUCCCUCGAAGGCUAUCAACAGGAUGCCAUUACCGUGACUGACGACAUUGGACAGGCUGCGCGUGCCGUGGCCGAGGCAGCCAUAGGCUCAGCUCAGCACCUUGCGCAAGCAGCGCUGCGCCUGCAAAAUGCCUUCAACCCACUCGUGAGUGCAGCCAUGGGUGUGGCAUCGCACUUGGGGGAGCGCAGCGUUCAAACCACGCUCCUGCAGCAGGCGAAGACGAUUGUCGAAGCGGGUGCAGAGCUGCUCAAUGCUGCCCGCGAUUCCGGAGGCAACCCGGCAGCCUCGAGCCAACACAAGGUGGUUAGCCUUGCAGCCCAGAACCUUCGUAAGUGCGUCAAGGAAUUCGUUUUCAAUCUGUCCCAGCGCAACGCUGAGGAUGCUGUUGUACAAGGUACCAUGUCCACGAUUCAGCAAGCCAUUGAGAGCUUGGCGGCCGGCAGUGCGGGUACGAGUGCAACGGCAGCGGCGGCUAGUGGUGACUACGUGGGCCAGUCCUUCGUGGAAUACCAGGAUGCUAUCACGACAGACACGCGCAAGUUAGCCAAGCACGUCCAACAGCUUGUGGGACGGGUGGGCAGCGACCCAGCAGCCUUGGUGACCCUGGUUCAGGAUAUCAAGGACUGCUUUGUGACGAUGACGGAGCAUACGUCGGGGGCUCUGGUCAAUAUCAGUAGCGAGGCCGUGCAGUCUCACUUGCAAAAGAGCGUCACUGAGCUUGGUGGUGCCUGCGCGCGUGUGAUUCAGGCUGCCAACGACGUUCGAAAGUCACCAGAAAGUGGUGAUGUCAAGCAAGAGUUGGCAUUGGCAUCGCGGGAGUGUGCUAAGCAGGUGAACAGCGUGGUCGCCGCCUUGCAAGCUGGCUCGCAAGGCACGCAGGCUUGUUUGACAGCAGCAGCUGCCGUUGAGACGCAGCUGGCAGACCUUGAAACCAUGGCACUCUUUGCGACGGCGGGCUCGGUAGCAGCCGAGGGCACCGAAUCAUUCCGUGAGCACCAGCCUCCCAUGUUAGAGGCAGCACGAGGCCUCGUCGACCGAGCCAAGCGGCUCAUUAGCAGUGCAGCCUCAUCUCAGGGCGACUUGGCUGAUGCCGCCGAGAACUGCCAGAGCAUGUACAACGAUCUGGUGGACAAGCUUAAACUGUCCCUUGAUUCACUAGCUUCGGCAGGCCCCGAGGCCCAGGUUUUGCUCAUCAAUGCUGCUCGCGAUGUGGGCAACUCAUUGGCAGACCUUCUCAACUCAACUCGCAAGGCCUCGGGCCGAAGUGCCGAUGAUCCAGCCAUGCAAGCCUUGGGCCAUCAGACAAAGCACAUGGCCAACAGCGUCACAGCACUGUUGCGCACGGUCCAAACAGUUGAGAACGAGCAAGGGCGCGUGACGACAGCACUGAAGGCAGCGCAGGGGGCCAUUGAGACGGAGGCCAGCGUUUUCUGCUGGCCCAUCUUCCCUUGUGCUUUUGGUUGUAAUAUGAUCUUUGCCCGGGCGGGCCGUCCCUUGACGGCUGCUGUCACCAAGCUGGCUUCAGCGACCAACUCUGGUAAUGCGUCAGAUCUCACAAUGGCCGCCAAUGUGGCUCGCAACGCCAUGUGCAACCUCCUUAAACAGACACGGCGCUCGACAGCGGUUGGCGUGGCCCCCGCCACAGCCAACAGUGUCAUGCGCGAGGCUCAACGCUGUGCCUCCUCGCUCAAUGAAAUUUUUGAGGUGGCCCUCGAGCUUGAAGGGCGACCCGGCGAUGCCACCGAGAAGGAGCGAGUGCGCAACGCCACCAAGGAAAUUGCCGAUGCCCUGACUAACCUCAACACCGCGGCUUUCUCUCUCAAGGGGUCGGAUGACAGCACGGCUGGGGCACAAGAGCCUUCGGUCGCAGCCGAGCGUGAGUUGCUUUCUGCAGCGUCAACCAUUGAUGCCGUCACAAUCAAGCUGGCGCGUCUAGAAGAAUCCAUUCCUGUCGCUGCCGCGGCUAUCGAUGAGUCGGCUCCCGUGGAGGAGCAGGUGCUACACGGUACACAGGCCAUUACAGCAGCAACAGCAACGCUCGUCAAGGCAGCCACGGCUGCACAGCAAGAGCUUGGUAACGGGGGUGGGGAUGAGAAUAGUACGGCUGCUGAUUUGGUAGCUGCUGCCAAGCUGGUCGCACACGCUACCCAAGAGCUAUGUGACGGUGCCAACGCGUCGAUGCGUGGUGAUUUGUCUCAGGAACGCUUGGUCGCGGCAGCCAAAUCGAUCGCCAAGAGUACGGCCCAGCUGAUUAUGGCUUGCAAGGUAAAGAUGCCCAGCAACAGCGGGCCAAUGCGGCGCUUGCAAGCUGCUGGCAGUGCCGUCAAGAAAGCAGCGGAAAACCUGGUACGCACCGUCCAGGCUGCCCCCACUGACGUGGAAGACUCAAUUCAACUGGACGCCAGUCGUGUACAUGCCAUGAAGCAAGAGAUUGAGGCGGUUGAGGCGAUUGUCAAGCAAGAGCGAGAACUUGAAGUUGCUAAACGCGCUCUGGCCAAGAUUCGCGCCAACAAAUAUGGCAAAGGCUCGACUAAAGUCGAUUGGGCUGGCAGUGUUCGCAUCAAGUAA
Messenger RNA from Monosiga brevicollis MX1, 4644 nucleotides. RefSeq lists its product as uncharacterized. NCBI's taxonomy places the organism in Eukaryota, Choanoflagellata, Craspedida, Salpingoecidae. Gene Ontology annotation, biological process: cell-cell adhesion. Bases 1 to 4644 code for a protein of 1547 amino acids. Gene Ontology annotation, cellular component: focal adhesion; plasma membrane. Gene Ontology annotation, molecular function: actin filament binding; integrin binding. The record is from RefSeq and is a predicted model, not a curated record. The transcript has 6 exons.